Penaeus vannamei (Pacific white shrimp) is the source of this 632-nucleotide messenger RNA. Its product is annotated as C-type lectin domain family 17, member A. NCBI's taxonomy places the organism in Eukaryota, Metazoa, Arthropoda, Malacostraca, Decapoda, Penaeidae. The record is from RefSeq and is a predicted model, not a curated record.
UGGCGUGGGAACCGACGCUACGGCGAGAGGGUGAUUCGUGGGCCUUCUUGAGGGUCCCUUUCGCACACUCGCGCCCCACUCGCUCGGAACCCGUAGGACGCUGCACAACCGGUUGCCAACAUCAUCAUGAGUCACUUGGCGCUCGUCAUUCUCGCUGGGAUGUCUGCCCUCGUUGCAGGCGACUGUCCGCUGCCGUACGAGCCGCUGGAUGACACCCGCUGCAUUUUCCUGGACCCUUUCGUGAGCUACACGUGGCAGGGUGCAGUCGACCUCUGCAAGGGCCACUUGGGCACGCUCCUCUCCAUCAGCGACUGCAACACAUUUGCUCUCGUGUACGACUACAUAGAGAGCCAAGAAGUCACGCGGGGUAAACACUACUGGCUCGGCGCCACUGACGAGGCCGAGGAGGGCGUUUGGAAAUUCACGGAUGGCAGCCCCGUGCCAUUAGGAGUGCCAUUCUGGGCGGCCGCCGAACCCUCCACUGAUGCUCGAUACAACUGCGCUUUCAUGCACGCCUCUUAUUAUCACUACUGGUACGACACUACUUGCACUAGCAAAUAUUUUCCCAUUUGUCUUAGGAAUGCUUAAUGUAACACUACUUGUGAACAUAUGGAAUAAACAUGCAGAGCGAA